AUGGGCAGCUCCGGAGCUGGCAGCGUGUAUGGAGGAGCUGGAGGCUCAGGAGUCCGUGUCUCCAGGGCUGCCUUCACUUACUCCUCCAACUCUGCCGCCAAUGGCUCCCUCGACCUGGCCGAUGCUGUCGACAUCGCCGUCAGCGAGAAGGAGACCAUGCAGAACCUGAACGACCGCCUGGCCACCUACCUGGAGAAGGUGCGCAGCCUGGAGAAGGCCAACGGAGACCUGGAGCUGAAGAUCAGGCAGUACCUGGAGAGCAGAGCGGUGCCGGAGGCCCACGACUUCCACAGCUUCAACGUCAAAAUCAAAGACCUGCAGGGAAAGAUUCACCUCGCUGCUCGUGGAAACGCUGCGCUCAUCCUCGCCAUCGACAAUGCCAAACUCGCCACAGACGACUUCAAAAUCAAGUAUGAGAACGAGCUGGUCAUGCGUCAGUCCGUGGAGGCUGACAUCAUGGGGCUGAAGAAAGUCCGGGAUGAUCUGACUCUGAGCCGGGCCGACCUGGAGCAGCAGGUGGAGGGCCUGAAGGAGGAGAUGAUGCAGCUGAAGAGGAACCACGAAGAGGACCUGCUGGCUCUGCGGGCUCAGGUGGGCUGUCAGGUGAACGUGGAGGUAGACGCUGCACCCCAGGAAGACUUGGCCGCUGUCAUGGCUGGAAUCAGACAACACUACGAGGACGUCGCUGCCAAGAACCGCAAAGAACUCGAGACCUGGUUCCAGGCUAAGACGGCAGAGCUAAACAAAGAGGUGGCUGUGAGCUCCACAACGCUGCAGACGUCAAAGAGUGAGAUCGGAGAGAUCAAACGGACGGUCCAGACUCUGGAGAUCAAACUGCAGGCCCAGAUCAGCAAGAAAAGAGCUCUGGAGAUGACACUGGAAGAAACCAGGAGCCGCUACGCUAACAUGCUAGCAGGCUACCAGAAGCAGGUGAUUUCCCUGGAGGAGCAGCUGACCCAGCUGAGGGCCGACCUGGAGAACCAGAGGGUCCUGUUUGUCGAACUGCUGGACAUCAAGACUAGACUGGAGAUGGAGAUUGCAGAGUACAGGAGGCUGCUGGAGGGGGAGACUGAGACGUGA
This is a messenger RNA of Cheilinus undulatus (humphead wrasse), 1080 nucleotides long. Its product is annotated as keratin, type I cytoskeletal 13-like. NCBI's taxonomy places the organism in Eukaryota, Metazoa, Chordata, Actinopteri, Labriformes, Labridae. Bases 1 to 1080 code for a protein of 359 amino acids. The record is from RefSeq and is a predicted model, not a curated record. Gene Ontology annotation, molecular function: structural molecule activity. The transcript has 6 exons.